UAUGGUUUUUAAUCACUAAAAGUUAAGUUUUGCUUCCCAAAAAUCCCCCCUGAUAAUGGUAUUCGACCACACCUCUGCCUAUCCAAACAUCUGUUCAAUUUACCGACCAUGUUUUGUAAUAUUAUAAAACGCUCGUUCCAAGCGAAUAUCAGGCAUGUGAAUAGCUUGAAUGCGCUGCGGUUGGUCAGCUCCAAUGGACCCCAAAGCGACAUCAAGGAUGCACUGGACAUAGAGGCCAAUCUCUUCGGGAAUUCAGGUUUGAAGCACCAACCGGUAAACACGCGGGAAGUUUUACGCAAGACGAGAACAAAAUAUGUUGCAGCAAAGAAAACCAAGGAACCCAGUGCUCCAGUUCCCCCACGCAAGUUCGUGGCUCAUGCACUCCCUGCUCCACGGGUGGCUGCUAUUCCUGCUCCAGUGAUCAAGGACAGUGAGCUAAACCUGGAGUUUGUGCGUCUCACCUUGCAGGAUCCUUUGACCAGCACUCUGUUGACCACAGUGCGUUCCCGCAAGCGCCGGGACAAGUAUCGGCAGAUCAUCGUCGAGGGCAGACGACUCAUCCAGGAAGCCCUGCAAUGCGGACUCAAAAUGGAGGCCCUCUUCUUCAGCCAAAAGGACCAGUUGGCGUUGGUGAAGGAGGAGGUGGGCAGGGCGCAGCUGGAGGCGGGCACCAUGAUCUACAAGGUUCCGCAGCACGACCUGAAGACGUGGUCCUCGCUGGUAACCCCUCCCGGUCUAAUGGCCAUUUUCGACAGACCUUCGGACAAGGGCUUGGAAAGGAACUUGGCGGAGCAACAUCGCCUAGGCACUCAGCCCUUGCCAAUUACAGUUGUGUGCGACAAUAUACGGGAGCCGAACAACCUUGGCAGCAUAAUUAGGACCUGUGCAGCUCUGCCCUGUAGCCAAGUGGUGGUGACCCAGGGCUGUUGCGAUCCCUGGGAGUCGAAGGCCCUGAGAGGAGGUUGUGGCGGUCAGUUUCGAGUGCCGAUCCGGGAUGAUGUCCAGUGGGAGGAGCUCUCACUGGUCAUUCCACCAGAGGCAGCCGACGACUGCCAUGUUUUCAUUGCGGAGAGCAAUCAACAGAAGCGGGAGAGCAAUCAGACCAUCGAUUAUGCAGAGAUCAAGGAUAUCGGAGCCCACAAUUUGCUCAUUAUUGGCGGAGAGAGUCACGGGGUCAGCGAGGAAGCUUACAGUUUCUUAAACCUGGUUGGACGCAAGGGAAAGUGUGUAUAUAUACCCCUGGCAGCUGGAAUCGAUAGUUUGAAUGUGGCCUCUGCUCUGACAUUGUUGCUCUUUGAGCUGCGACGAAAACUUAAUAAUCAGACGACAGAUAAAGAUUAAGUUUGCAAUGCCAAGCCUAAAAAAAAGUAUUUCGUUGAAAAAUAAAAUUGUUUAAUUACAUAAUUGA
Messenger RNA from Drosophila takahashii, 1408 nucleotides. Its product is annotated as rRNA methyltransferase 3, mitochondrial. Lineage: Eukaryota; Metazoa; Arthropoda; Insecta; Diptera; Drosophilidae. Gene Ontology annotation, molecular function: RNA methyltransferase activity; RNA binding. Gene Ontology annotation, biological process: RNA processing. The record is from RefSeq and is a predicted model, not a curated record.